Molecule: messenger RNA, 468 nt
Organism: Lingula anatina
Lineage: Eukaryota; Metazoa; Brachiopoda; Lingulata; Lingulida; Lingulidae
Product: putative methyltransferase DDB_G0268948
Source: RefSeq, a predicted model, not a curated record
AUGGCUUGCAGGUUAUUCGAAAGUGCUGACCAUACAGCUACCUACGCUAAAUUCCGGUUUCUCUGGACAACAGGCAUCACAGAUAGGGUUUUAACAUAUCUCCAGGAGAGGUAUCCAGCACCAUAUGACCAUGCCAUUGAUGUCGGUUGUGGCUCAGGUCAGUUCACACAGCUUCUGGCCCCUCACUUUAAACAAGUGACAGGUAUAGACAUCAGCGCUAAUCAGAUAUCAGAAGCAAUCAAAGGGAAUGACAGAAAUAAUAUCACAUACAAAAUGGGUGCUGCCGAAAGUUUUCCAAUCGCAGACGAGUCUGUGGAGCUAGUUACCUGUGUUCAGGCCGCCCACUUUAUUGAUAUGGACAAGUUCUAUGCUGAAGCUUACCGGGUGCUAAAACCGAAUGGUUGCGUGGCACUGAUUUCCUAUACCGUACCCGAAUUGGGCUCAAAACCACUGACCACUGGCCUUUGA